AUAUAGAUAGAUUACACAGAUAAACAGAUAGAUAGACAGAUAGGUAGAUAAAUAGAUAUAUCUGUAGAAGGAAAUAGAAAUAAAGCUACAGAGAAAGAGAAAGAUUAGGAGACACAGAAGUUACGACAGAUAGAUCAAAUGAAAAGGAAGAAGGGGUUUUAGGAUAGAAACGGAGCUUGUUGCUAGUUAGACAGGAAACUCAAGAAGGAUAGGAUGGUGUUUUUAAAAAGUGCCGUGUCAUAAUCGUCUAUUUGAAAUUAGGAUAUAUAGUUUGAUUACAAAUUUUGAUAUUAAAAAAAAAACGAGUUUGUGUUAUCAAAUAAGUUUAUCCGAUGAUCGUAAUAACGUAUUAAAAAUUUUCGAUGAUAUUGAAAUUAAAAUUUUUCCCUACGAUCGUUAGAGAUCUUUCUUUUUUUUCUUUUGGUUUUCUUAUCGAUUGACAGAAAUUUUUUUCUUUUUCGUUUUUUCUUGUCGUUUUUUUUUUUUUUUUUUUUGGAAGAUAUUGAAAGAUAUCGUUGAUCCAUCGGAAGGUAAUGAGUGACGUUAAGAAUAAUGAAGAAAUCGAUGUUAUCACCUAAUAUCCUUGCAUUCUCUUGUUUCAUACUUUUUGAAUAUCUAAUAAAAAGUGUGACCUUGGAAUCUUCCAUCUUGAAGAUCGACGAGAAGUUCGGAAAAAAAGUGAGAAGUUCACCAUUGCAUAUGUACUUGCUUACUCAGAAAGAUUAUAUUCAGUUUCUCAGAUGGGAAUUGCCAGUGCCAAAUAUCGAAGAAUUUACUUUUUGUUUAUGGUUGCGUUCCGACAACUUUACGCAUCCACAUUCAAUUUUUUCUUACUCCAAAAAUGAGAAAGAUCGAUUGAUUCGAGCUUGGAUAUCUGCAAAGGGCCGGAGAGUACAUUUAGAAAUCGGUGGUAUCAAAGUUUUCGAGGAAACUAUUAUUUUUAAAGAAAACCGAUGGUAUCACAUAUGCCAAAGUUGGGAAAAUCGAUUAGGUCGAUUUGCAUUGUGGUUAAAUGGACGAAUCAAGGUACAAGGUUAUUCGGAAAAGACAGUGAAUCACGUUGUACCAGAAGGAGGCGACAUAGUACUAGGACAAGAGUACACAGAUUUUGACAAAGGAUUGGAAGAGGGUAUCGAAGGAUCGAUAUUUGGUUUUAAUCUUCUCUUAAAAUCAGCAUUCGACGAUGAAUCUCCGAUUAUAUCGAUCGACCAUACGUCAUCGAUCCAAACGAGUUCUUUUUACGAUAAUCAUUAUCUACCAAGGACGAUUUUCAAAAUUUCAAAAGAUUAUCACGAGGAAGAAGAUUCGAGAUUAUUGUCAAUAACCGAUCAUAGAAAAAAACUAGUACGACUAAUUAACACGGCAAAUAGAUCUUCACCAUUGGGACAAGAAUUGGUGAAACUUUCUUACGUACGUUGUGAAUUGGGUAAAGGCAGUCCGCAUAUAGGUGGUUCACUUAUGCUAAUAUCAUGGAGUAGAACACCGGUACGUAUAUUUGGCGGUGCGAUCCUGAAGAAUGCCAGAAAGAAUUGCGGUAAUUUCUAAAAAUAGUAAGAGUCUAGAACUCUCCCUUUCACUACAUCGCUCAAUCCCUUCUUUCUUCAAUUUCCUCCACCUCGACUAUUUUACUCCGAGCUAAUAAACCUUAGACAGACAUUUACCAAUUUAGGAAUAGGUAAUACCGGAUAGGCAACAUUUCGCAAGAAACGAUGUCUUUCUCUUUCUCUCUCUCUCUCUCUGUCUCUCUCUCUCUCUUUUUUUUUCUUUCUUUCUUCUUCUUUUUUUUUUUAAAUUUCCUUCCUUAUCUUGCUUCAGGCAAACAUUAAGAAUACUCUUGUAGAAAUUGAAUUACGUGCGAGAGACCAAUGAAACUCGUUAUAGUUACAUCUAACUGUGACAUACAUAUAUGUAUGUAUCGUGAUGGAAAAAAAUAUAGAGAAAGAGAAAGAGAGGUGGAAAAACAUGCCCUAUAACGAAUGCAGUUCUAAUUUCAUCAUUUUUGCGCAAGCAACGAAUGUUCGAUGAUAACGAGGCGGCCAAUAUCUACUAGUAACCGAAAGAAUUCAUUUCUUUUUCCUUUUCUCUUCUUUCUUCAUUCUUUUUUUUUUCCAUUUUUCUUUUAUAAAUAGAACUCCCGUUUCACACCAUUGCAGUAUUCAAUUGUUUCGUCAAUUUAUUUUACCAUAGAAUUAUUAUUAUAAUUUAUUCAUUAACACUCAAUUAAAAUAACAUUGAAAUACAUUUGAUUAUUAUAUAUUUACUUUUAUUUAUUAUAUAUAAGA
Molecule: messenger RNA, 2282 nt
Organism: Vespa crabro (European hornet)
Lineage: Eukaryota; Metazoa; Arthropoda; Insecta; Hymenoptera; Vespidae
Exons: 4
Coding region: 553-1545 (330 amino acids)
Source: RefSeq, a predicted model, not a curated record